This is a messenger RNA of Spea bombifrons (plains spadefoot toad), 3306 nucleotides long. It is a transcript of the gene CP, whose product is annotated as ceruloplasmin. The record is from RefSeq and is a predicted model, not a curated record. The coding region runs from base 31 to 3246 and encodes 1071 amino acids. NCBI's taxonomy places the organism in Eukaryota, Metazoa, Chordata, Amphibia, Anura, Pelobatidae. The transcript has 19 exons. Gene Ontology annotation, cellular component: plasma membrane. Gene Ontology annotation, molecular function: copper ion binding; oxidoreductase activity. Gene Ontology annotation, biological process: iron ion transport.
UUAUCAUGAAAUGAGGACUGGAGCUAGAAAAUGAAGCUCAUUGUGAUAUGUCUAAUAUUUCUAUUGGGACUUGGAUGCACAGCUGCCAUAGACAGAAUAUAUUAUAUUGGCAUCAGGGAAACAAAUUGGGAUUAUGCACCUACUGGGAGGAACAUUAUUUCUGGAAAGUCAAUAGAUGAUGAUGAACACGCAGGCACGUUUUUAUUGCGUGAUAAAAACAGAAUAGGCAGGAUAUAUAAGAAAGCGGUUUAUCUUCAAUACACUGAUGACUCCUAUACAGAAGAAAUAAAAAAGCCAAAUUGGCUGGGAUUUCUAGGUCCUAUUAUGAGAGCAGAAGUUGGAGAUACAAUCACUGUUCAUCUUAAAAACUUUGCAACAAGACCGUACAGUUUGCACCCGCAUGGAGUCCAGUACACAAAGGCUAAUGAAGGAGCACUGUACCCCGACAACAACCCAGAUGCACUUAAGAAAGAUGACGCUGUUAAGCCAGGAGAAUCCUUCACAUAUAAGUGGGAUGUAGUGAUGGAUCAAGGACCAACGCAGAAAGAUGAACCUUGCAUAACGAGAGUGUAUCAUUCACAUGUCGAUGGUCCAAAAGAUGUUUAUUCUGGCCUUGUUGGGCCCUUAAUCAUCUGCAAAGAAGGUCUGAUAGAUGAAGCGAAGAAUAAAGGGUAUAAUGAGUUCAUCUUGAUGUUUUCCGUGGUCGACGAAAAUCUAAGUUGGUAUCUGGAUGAAAAUAUCAAUACUUUUUUAUCUGAGCCAGCCUCCCUGGAUAAAGACGAUGAGGAGUUUCAAGAGAGCAACAAAAUGCAUUCGAUCAAUGGGUACAUGUAUGGAAACCUCCCUGGUCUUUCUAUGUGCAAUGAUAGGAAAGUUAAAUGGUACAUGUUCGGUAUGGGGAAUGAAGUCGAUAUCCACUCAGCGUACUUUCAUGGACAAGUUUUGACACAUCAGCAUUACCGCGUGGAUACCAUUAAUCUGUUUCCCGCCACCAUGGUUCAAGGGGAAAUGGUAACAAACAAUGUUGGAAAGUGGCUUCUCAGCUGCCAAGUUAACGACCACUUAGAAGGUGGAAUGCAAGCAAUUUAUGAAGUGACAAACUGCACAAAAACAGCAAAAUCAAGCUGUAAAUUUAUGUCAAAGGAAAGACAUUAUUACAUUGCGGCAGAAGAGGUUAUCUGGAACUAUGGUCCAACGCUAACAAAUCAAUUUACAGGAGAGAAAUUAGAUACUCCUGAGAGUGAAUCAGCCCCGUUUUUUGAGCAAAAUGAUGUACGAAUUGGCGGUUCGUACAAGAAGGCAGUUUAUGUGGAGUACACAGACUCAACAUUCACAAAGCGGAAAGAAAGGUCGAAGGAAGAAGAACACCUUGGAAUUCUUGGACCAGUCAUCUUGGCACAAGUGGGAGAUGUUGUCAAAGUGACAUUUAAGAAUAAUGCGAGUCGACCAUACAGUAUCCAGGCUCACGGAGUAAGCUACACCAAAGACAUGGAAGGUGCAUUAUACAGAACGGGCAGUCAUACCGAAGAUCCAGACGUUAUAACAUCUGCUUCCCAUGUGGCUCCUGGGGAUACGUUCACGUAUGAGUGGGAUAUACCACAGAGUUUUGGCUCCACCAUACACGACCGAAAUUGCUUGCCGUGGCUUUAUUUCUCGGCUGUCGAUGUUGUUAAAGAUACCAAUUCUGGUCUUGUGGGUCCUCUGUUAGUGUGCAAAAGUUUGAUUAACGACAAACAGUGGGGCAUACAGCACAAUUUCUUCAUGCUGGCCACUGUAUUUGAUGAAAACAAAAGCUGGUAUUUGGAUGAAAAUAUAGAAUUAUUUACAGGCACCCCUGAAAAUGUGACCAAAGAAGAUGAGGAUUUUCAGGAGUCAAACAUGAUGCAUUCUAUCAAUGGAUAUAUGUAUGGAAAUCAGCCCGGCCUGGAUAUGUGCAAAGGAGACUCCGUUCUGUGGCAUGUGAUGGGGAUUGGGUCAGAGGUUGACAUGCAUGGAAUCCACUUCUCUGGAAACACCAUUGUCGAUCAUGACGCAAGAAGAGAUACGGCAAGUGUAUUCCCUCACAUCUCUUACACAGUUGCCAUGAACCCUGACAGUAAAGGUGUCUUCGAUGUGGAAUGUCUCACCACGGACCAUUAUACAGGAGGCAUGAAGCAGCAUUACAGGGUUAAUGCUUGUGGCUGGGAGAAGCCGGAAUUUUCAUUUUCACGUACAAACACCUAUUUCAUUGCGGCAGAAGAAGUAGAAUGGGAUUAUUCUCCAAACCGCACCUGGGAACAUGAAAGACACCUGCAUCACGCUGAAAGUCCAGCUGAUAUAUUUUUAAACAAAAAUGGUAAAUUUAUUGGUUCGAAAUAUAAGAAAGCAGUAUACCGGGAAUAUACAGACAACACCUUUACAAAACCCAAAGAAAGAAGUGCGGAAGAAGAACAUUUGGGAAUAUUAGGUCCAGUUUUAAAGGCAAAUGUAGGAGAAAAAAUUAAAAUAAUCUUUAAGAACAAAGCAAGCAGGCCUUAUUCAAUUUAUGCACACGGGAUAAAACCAUACGGAAACACAACACCAGCAGAACCAGGCCAAGUACAGAUCUAUACGUGGAAAGUACCUGAACGAUCGGGACCCAUCACAAGAGGGGAUGCAGACUGUAUAACAUGGGUUUAUUAUUCAAAUGUGAAUCGCAUUAAGGAUACUUAUAGUGGAUUGGUUGGGCCACUUGUGAUUUGCAAAAAAACUUUAUUGCCACUUAAGAUACUUGAAAAAACAAAACCACGUUUUAAUCUCCUUUUUAUGAUUUUUGAUGAAAAUGAGUCCUGGUAUUUGGAUGAAAAUAUCCAAGAACAUUCCCUGGAUCAAAAUGUUGACAAAGAAGAUGAAGAUUUUAUUGAGAGCAACAAAAUGCAUGCCAUAAAUGGAAAAAUGUAUGCAAACUUACACGGUCUGACUAUGAGAGUCGGAGACAAUGUCAUCUGGCACCUGAUCGGACUCGGAAAUGAAGUGGAUUUACAUACGGUGCAUUUCCAUGCGCACAGCUUUCAAUAUCAGCGAGGCGGGACGUAUCAGUCUGAUGUCUUUGAUCUUUUCCCUGGGACGUUUCAAACCGUUGAGAUGGUUGCCCGUGUUCCUGGUACUUGGCUGCUGCACUGUCACGUAACCGAUCACAUCCACGCAGGAAUGGAGACGCUGUAUACUGUACUGGAAAAAAAGGAAACCCUCCUGGACAAAUUUAAGAAACACUUACCUGGACAUUAACAUUCCAAUAAAUAAAUGUAUUAUUGUACUAUGGAAAACCCACAAUUACAAUAAAAAUAU